CCUCAACAUGACCGAACAAACAAUAUGAAUAUAGUCUGAGAAGGGAUUAAUUCAAUUCAUGACUUAUAUGGAUUUCUGUACGCAGUAAUAUAUUUACGAAUAUUAACUAUGUCACAAUGAAAGAUAACUGCAGGAACUAUUGUUGUUACAGAUAAAUAUCUGUUAAAAUUCCUACUUUCAUUUUGAUAACUGGACAGCACAAAUGGUACAAGAUGACACACGAUGAGAUGACACGAAGACUGAGGAUGAAAUCUGAAGUCUGGGAGACUUUAAAAAAGACUGUGAAAGCUCUCAAAGAACCCAAGAACAUAUUACUACUGGGCAGCUUCGGCACUGGGAAAUCCUCGUUUAUAAACACCGUUAUAACAACAUUAACGGGGAAGAAUGACUAUUACGUUGACAUUGGUUGCGGAAGUAAGCACAAUACAACCAGAUUCCAGAGGAUAUCACGUGAAGAGUAUUGGAACCCUGAUGAAGAAGUGGACAAAUUUUUAAACCUCCCGGCUUUCAUCGACAUCAUAGGAAUGGACCCCCUGCUGUCGACAUCAGAAGAUAAAGAAACGGUCAACAGCCAAAUCAUGAACCUUGCCAUCAACGGCAAACUGCCGGAGGACGCCGACCUGCUCGAUCUGGGGAAGAAACUCAAGGAUAAAAAACAAUUAAAAGAAAGACCAGAAGAAAAAACGCUAUCUGUGGACAUAAUCAUCGUUGUGAUAUCAGCGGAAAAUCCAGAUAUUCCCCAGGCCCUGAUUGACGAAAUCUACAAAGAGGCCAACGUUAAAAAGAAACAGAUCCCGGUGUUUGCUGUCAUAACAAAGGUAGAUAAAUGUGCCCUGUCUGAGCAGGAACUAGAGGGCAAAAAAACAGAGAUUUGCGAAGCAAUUGGCAUCGCCUCUGACAAAGUCUUAAUGUGUAGCAAUUACCAACCCAAUCAACCACUGGAUACAAAUAAAGAUAUCAGUGUAUUGGAAUUUUUGACAAAGCUGUGCAAUCCCCGUUUCAAGGCUGUUACACUACAGAAGAUGGAAUGUGAGGAGCCAGAACCAGAACCAGAGCCCGCCCCAGUUCCUGGUCCUUCUCCACCCAAAAAUGAUUCUCCUUUUGGUGUAAAGUUACUGCAGGGCGCUUUUCUUUGCCUGGUGAUCGCUAUCCUUUUAGGCAUGAUAUUGCACCUUUUGUCCAAGGACAGAAAAUACAAAAGUUAAAGAUACAUUAUAUACUUUUCAUACUUUUCUGUUAAUACAGCAUUACUCUGGAAUAUUAUCAUGAUUAAUAUUUUUACUGUGUAUUAGGUAUUGUUUGUAAAUUUUAAAUAUUGUUUGUAUUUUGGGGCUGUGGACGUUUUGUUCAUUCAAUUUAAAAGUGUUCCUUAUUUCUUGUUACUUGAAUGUCGAUGUGUUACACACAGUACAUUGAGAGAUAAGAGAUGAAUUAUCUACAUUACAACACAUUAAUGUUUCUACUUUCGUAACAAAAAGUAGUUAAAAUCAUACAUCCGACCAAUGGGUAAGUCUUAAAACAUGUUUUGAAAUGAUUUAUAUGCAUUAUAACUCCAGAACUUUUACCAUGGCUAGGGUUAGAAUAACAAAAUUGUUUAAAUUAGCAUUUAGUCUGACUUUUAAUUUGUUCCUAUCUGAAUAUGUUACAAUGUAUUAUAAAGGAAACCCCUGUUCACAUUAGUCUUUUAAUUUUUCCUUGUUAGUUUCAAAUAGUGGGACUUAAUCAGUAUGAAUAAUGAUUAAAAAUAUACACUAUCAAGUUCUAAUUGGUGAAACGAGGCUCUGCGAACGAAAAGACACAACUUUAACUCUUAAAAUGCUUCCAAUUGCAUUUCUAAGCAAAAUUAGAUAUCAAAAUUAAUUUAGAUAGAUCAUGCCGCAAUCGUACUCUUCGCUUUUUUCAAAUAAUUAUUUAAAAUUUUAUUCAGAAAUAUGUCAACCUUUACAAUAUCUGAUUGGCCCCAGUCUGGACAAACAGUUAAAUCUUAACUAAAGAAAAUUAUAACAAACGAAUUAAUUCUUUAAAUUUCUGCUUGAAAAUUUCAAUAUUAUAAAUUCAAUAUCCAUUUCUUCGUGUUGACUUUGCUUAAAUUAUUGCUCGAUUUCUACUUCCAUCGAUUGCGUGUAUUCCUUUCAUUACUGGUAUGACGUAAAACUUUAUGUGGUGUAAUUAUCUAUUUCAAUUUUUUCUCACUUCGUGGGAGUUUUGUAGUUUACAGUAAAAAACUAACAAAAAAAAAGCAUUUUAAAAAUUUCCACAAAAAUGAAGUCCGCAACACAUGGUUUUAAAUAGUGUUUUAGAAACACUUAAUUAUACACAUUCCUAGAUAAGGUUUUCCUAAAAUCGGUGGACUUGAAAAGGUUUCAAAUAAGAUGUUUUUGUUUACAUUUUAUUUGUCCAAGAUUUUGACUUUUGUUGCAUUUAUCCUUUUUUUUAAUAGUUCAUCAGAAAUUAAUUGAAACGAAUCAUGAAAUAAAUAGUGACAUUGUUUUGGAAUAUUUUAAGCAUAAAUAGUCCCAAAAACAGUCACAUAAAAAGUACAUAUUUUCACGAAAAUAUUUACAUUUCAUCAGCAUGACAAUUUUAAAUUAUUGAACAUUGAGUUCUUCGACAUAAACAUUUGAGGCAGUAUGCAUUCUUUUGCUUGGAACUUAGACGUGAAAUUGAUGUGGUUUUAAAACUUUUACUGAUGACGUUCAUGGUAAAUUGAAGAAUAAUGAGCGCGGUAUCUCUUUGAUCUCGGCAUUUUCUGUAGUAGAAUUAAAUAUAGUUAUUGAUUUACUAGCUGUUAAUAUCUAUAGCUGAAAAUUCUCAACAGUUUAACUAUAUAUAUCUUUUAUUUUAUAUUGUUAUAGGAAAAAUUUUGUUAAUAAAAUUCAACCAGCAA
This is a messenger RNA of Magallana angulata, 2887 nucleotides long. RefSeq lists its product as uncharacterized. The record is from RefSeq and is a predicted model, not a curated record. Lineage: Eukaryota; Metazoa; Mollusca; Bivalvia; Ostreida; Ostreidae. Bases 213 to 1205 code for a protein of 330 amino acids. The transcript has 6 exons.